Molecule: messenger RNA, 2688 nt
Organism: Penicillium argentinense
Lineage: Eukaryota; Fungi; Ascomycota; Eurotiomycetes; Eurotiales; Aspergillaceae
Product: putative GTPase activating protein (Evi5)
Exons: 4
Coding region: 1-2688 (895 amino acids)
Source: RefSeq, a predicted model, not a curated record
AUGGAGAGCGCCGAAUCCGCCUCCCCGGCGCCGCAUGCACCCAACCACGACUCCAUGGUGACCGUAUCGCUCUCCGACAUUCAAUCCAACUCCGAGCACACCCAGCCCGACUGGCGCAACCUCGAUAUUCCUCCAACCCCGGUGGAGGCGAGCCAUGAAAGCGAAUCGUUCGGUCCGAUGCCUCUCCAGGAUGCCGCAAGGACCACUCCAGUUCCCGUGUCGGAGCCCCCUACUCCCACCUCAACAGCAGAUAAGACCGCAGACGAGGAAGCCGACAGCGAAGUCGAUUGGGAGAACUUAGAAAAGACAGAAGAGCAGGAGCCGCGAGGAGAGAGUUCUGAUGAGUCUACGGCCCUCCUCCUCGCUCGCCUCGAGCAAGAAAACAAUGCCCUGGUGACCAACCCGAAGUCCGGGCUGUCCAACAAUGUCCCUCAGUCGCCGAGACAUCAGCGACAGUCCCGCUCGCAGUCGCUGAUUCAGAUUAAACGGUUGAUCAGCGAUCCAGCAAGAUCAGAACUGCGCUACUCGCAGCUGCAGCCACCGCCGAUGACCGAGCUGGAAUUCUGGGCAGCUUUAGUGGCAGACUAUCCGCAGACGGCUCAGCGAUUGCCAACACUCACCUCGAACAAGAUUCAAGGUGGUGUGCCUCCGCCACUCCGUGGCGUUGUCUGGCCGAGCCUCGCCGGCGCUCGUGAUCCAUCUCUCAUAGAUGAGUUCCAGCGGCUUUCGGGCGAAAGCAGCCCCUAUGACGGGCUGAUCGGCAAGGAUAUUGGCCGCAGCUUUCCCAAUGUGGAAAUGUUCCGGGACCCCAAUGGCGAAGGCCAGCAGAUGCUGGCUCGAGUCUUGAGAUGUUUUAGUCUGUACGAUGCCAAGAUUGGCUAUUGCCAAGGACUUGGUUUUGUUGUUGGACCGUUGCUCAUGCAUAUGUCCGAUGCGGAAGCUUUCUGCGUGCUUGUUAGAUUGAUGGACCACUAUAAUCUUCGAAUGUGCUAUCUCCCAGAUCUGUCUGGUCUUCACCUUCAUGUUUACCAGUUUCAAAACCUCCUGGCGCGGCAUCGACCUGCCCUGUUUGAACACUUGGAAUCGUUGAAUGUCGAGCCUGUCUAUGUAUCACAAUGGUUUCUCUCUUUCUUUGCAGUGGCGUGCCCGUUGCCAAUGCUGCUCCGAAUUUACGAUGUCAUUUUCCUCGAAGGUGCUUGCGAAACCUUGAUGCGCGUCGCUCUUUCCUUGAUGCAACGCAACGAGAAAAGAAUCCUGGCAUGUACCGAGUUUGAGGAUGUCAUGCAACUGCUUCUGUCUCGAAGCGUCUGGGAUACAUACGCGUUCAAUGCUGACGAUCUCGUGAAUGACUUUGUUUCACUUACCUCGCUUGUCACCAAGGAGAGCCUCCAGGCUCUGGAAGCUAACUACACACAAUCUCAAGGUGUUCCUACGGGAAUCUCAUUCCCCCAGAUGCAGGCAACUGCUUCGCGAUUCCUGGGUCGCCUUUGGACGGGCUCCAACUCCCACAACUCCAUGAAAUCUCUCAACCCCAACGCGAGCCCCUCACGCCCGGUCAGCACAAUCCGACGGUCCACCUCAAAACAGAGCAUGACCUCGACGCUGAAUUCGAUCGAAACAGUAUCCGAUGCGAGCACUGCCCCAACAGAAUUGUCGACUGUCACAGCGGGUACGGACAGAACACGCGUCAAGUCCAAUGUUGCCACUCAUCACAAAGACCGCGAUCUUCACACACAGAUCGAAGAUUUGCUGAUGGCUUUAAGUGAUCUCCAGCGCCAGCAUGCGGAUUUGACACGGGAAUUGCAACAGGAGCGUGAAGAACGAGAGGAAGACAAUGGAUUAUCUAAGGAGCUGCUCGGCUAUCUCCAGGGUCUGCCAAGUGAAUACCAAUCAGAUGAACUGCUAUCCAAGGCACAGGCCCGCCUCCUAUCGGAAGAGCCAAAACGCACGUCUAUUACGCAAACGAAACACCAGCUUUACGAUGAUAUGACCCGAUGGAAGGAGAUGCAUGAAGUGGAAGCCAGUCGCUGUCUGGAUCUCACACGACGGAUGGAUGAUUUCGAGCAGGAAAAUUCGUCUUUAAAGGACCAGCUCCGAGAGGCACGCGGCCGAAUUCAAGACGGUUACCGUGAUCGACAGCGACUGGAGCGUAUGAAUCAGGAGCUUCGCUCACUCAAGACGCCGGUCACAGAAUCUGCCACGCCCCCCGAGAACGCUUCUUCCCCCGCUGAUUCCAAUGAGGCGACCUCGCCAAACGGUCUCCGAAAAUUGCGGUUGGUGCGCACAAACUCCCAGAAGAGCCCAACUUUCAACAAACGGUCAAGCAGCUUAGGCCUCCAGAGUGUACUAGCCACUGAAAACAAUAAGCCGGCUGCCGAGGAAACGCUAUUGUUGGAGCUUGUUAAUGCAAAGACGGCCGAAGCGGUGGCCAAACAAGAGUUGGAAGAAGUCAAGGCCAAGUUGGACGCGCUUCGAAAGAUGAUCAGCGCGCCUCAUUCUCAACCGAGCGCCAAGCUUGAGAAUCGGCACUCAUUUGUCGGCCGCUCUCCUUCCCGAGCAAGCAUUUCCAAAGCUCCGACAGAGCCUGUCAAGACUCCCGGCACCUCCAGCAAUGGCAGUGCUGGAGGUGGAGGGUUUUUCAGUGGCUGGGGUCGACGAGCUGCAACGAGCAACGAAUCUCCUUCAUGA